Molecule: messenger RNA, 1101 nt
Organism: Orbilia oligospora ATCC 24927
Lineage: Eukaryota; Fungi; Ascomycota; Orbiliomycetes; Orbiliales; Orbiliaceae
Exons: 1
Coding region: 1-1101 (366 amino acids)
Source: RefSeq, a predicted model, not a curated record
AUGCAUAUGCCCGGACGUUCAAAUGAAUUGCUCCGAAACAUAGAUGCUUUCAUGGUCUACAUGGACGUCCUAGCAUUAUUUCCAAAAAUCACCAGCCUAUGGAUAAAUCUAUCAACAAUAGCAGAGCUAGAACCAAACCUAAUCCAAGUUAUCUUCACAAAACUAUCAACCAGCCCGGCAUUUCACACACUCAAAAGUCUAAACUUCACAUGCAAACGUGUUGCGAGUUUUAGUCUGCACGAUCUUGCAGGUGCGAGGAAUCAAGACUACUAUGCAGCUUUACCGGAGAAGUAUUACGAAUACUUAGGGCCUCAAAUACGGAGUGGAUAUAACGUGGACCCGCCACCAGGUCCGCCGGGGUUGACGGAGUUGAUCGUUGCUACCAAUCAGUUUUCACUUACUCCGACUCGUAGAGCCGAACCGCAUAUGUCGUUUCUACACCAGUCUUGUGCGAAAACAUUGACCAAACUUCGGAUCAGGAGCGAUGCGGUGUUUGUUGCGCCGGAUCCGAAGUUCGACGUUUCCGAGCAUAACUUUGAUUGGCAGGGGUUGAAACAGUUACAAUUGGAACUUGGACAUACUAAUUUACUCGUUUUGCCGGAGAUCAGAGAUAGGUUUCGUAAUAUUGAGGAUUUGGUGAUAUUGAAACAUGGUGCUUGGUAUGGUGCUAACCAAUGGUUACCCGAUGGAGACGAAACGGUGCCGCGGGAGACGAUGUUAUGUAAUGCCUUCCAGGGGAUGAAGAAUUUGAAGAGAUUAAGACUACCAUGGCCGACUGAUAAUUCCGGAGGGGAUAUAUUUCACAAUAAGAAUCAUAUAUCACCGGAAGGGCUGGAGAAGGCUGUUAAUUGCUGGAUAAGCGGGGGGACGGAGAAAUUGGAAAAAGUGGUUUUUGCAAAGGAUUACCCCGGGAACAAACAGGACCAGCUGCUCCAAUCACUGGUUGGGUUUAAGAUUGUGAAGGAUAGCUAUAUAAGUGCGUUAAAGGGCGAGCUUUGGUGGAGAGUUGAACCUGAGCUGGGAGAAGUGCUGUGUUUUUAUAUUCGGGGAGUUGGGCAACGGUCUAUGGAUGAGUUAUUCCAGGUGCCGCCGGACAAGUAA